Molecule: messenger RNA, 3750 nt
Organism: Alternaria incomplexa
Lineage: Eukaryota; Fungi; Ascomycota; Dothideomycetes; Pleosporales; Pleosporaceae
Exons: 4
Coding region: 1-3750 (1249 amino acids)
Biological process (GO): protein deubiquitination
Molecular function (GO): cysteine-type deubiquitinase activity
Source: RefSeq, a predicted model, not a curated record
AUGACGUCCUUCAAUGGCCCGUGGUCCAGCGAUCUCGAAGCGUUCAAGAAGUCGGUGCAGUCGAUGCCAGAUCAGUACAAGUCGUCCUUCGCUGCCGCGUCCAAGAGCACUCUCGAAAAGGUCUGCGCCCCAGGUGUCCUUCACAUCUGGGAGACUGAUUCCGAUAUCGACAGCCUACUCCAGCUCACUUCGGUCAUCGCCAAGCUGUGCGACCUCGGCGUGCGCAAGAACAAGGGCGCGAACGAAAGUGAUGGCAGUAUGCUAAUCAUUGCUGAAGAGAGUCGAAGUAGGAACAACUUCGGUCGCAUCUGCCAGUUGGUUGAGUAUCUGACUGGAGCUGAUGGCAAGAAGCAUCUCGAAGGCACCGUGGCGGUGUUCAGCAAGAUUGUCAUAGUGAGGGGAUGGGAUAACGGCGUUCUAUCUGGACAGCAGGAGGCGCUCGAGAAGACAGUGAAGAGAGUCAACACGGCUGUCGAGCAGGUACUGAAGAUGGGCGGAUUGAAGAAGAUAGUUUGGCAUCACGGCGCUGUACUGCACUUCCUGCUACAAUGGAUCAACAUGACAACAUCUCCUCUACGAUCCGCUUUAUCUGCAAUCACCAUCACGGGAUCCCUCAACCUUGCAGACGGAAUAGCACCUUCGAUAUUUGGACGAGCGAACAAACUGCCAGAUCUCGAGCGCCUGGAACAGUUCGCGAAGAAACUGGACAUACCCGUUGUCUUCCUCGAUGCACCUAGUCAGAUGCUUAACUUCGAGUAUCUCGGUACGUAUGUGUACUACUACGCUUACUACAUCAACACGUUCCUUCCUACCUCGCUGUCGCGGCCUCACCUCCACAAAGCGCAAGAUGAGCUCGUUACCUUUGCAUUCCGGCUCCGCGCUGCGAGUGAAGGCAGGUACGGCAGUGACGCAGUCAAGAUGGUGCAAAAGCACCUCGAUGCGGGUAAAGCGAAACACUGGGCAAGAAUGUGCGUGAGCAAAGAAAACUACGAGAAGAGCAAGUGUCGCGCAGCCGGCAAAGACGAAGCCAUACACCACGCUGUUCAGCUAGCCGAUAGCCCAUUCGCCCUUCUAGCCCACGGCGCAGGCGUCCCUGCAUUCGCCAGACUAGCAGUCGGUCCCGCCUCUGCUUCCACACAAGACUGCUACACCGCAGCGCCCGUCAAUAUCGCCUUCACUAAGUCGCAAAUCCGACCCACCAGCCCAGCGACCUUCCACAUCCUCAUCCCACAGUCAUCCCAGGAUCUCGAAAAAGUCACAAACCGCGUCCAGGGCCUCAUGAUGGCCGUGCUAGAGCGCGUAAGACAGGAGAAAGGUAACCCUGUGCUCGGAGACUCGGAGAAAGGGAUGUGGAAUGCGGUUGUCAAGGCGUGUGAAUGGGCGAUUGGAGGAUGCGACGAGAGCAAGAUGCCCAAGGGUGUGGCGAAGAAAGUUGGAUUCGUCAAGGGGAAGUUGAGGGAGGGUACCUGGGGGUUUGCGCUGAAUCCACCGAAAGAUGUGGGGAAGACGGCUACAACUAAUGUGUCUGCGGUGGCUGCGAUGCCGGAACCGAAUCGCACGUAUGGGUUUGGACAGAAUACGCAACAGACUAGGGGGUCGCACCUGGCAUAUAAUAGGGCUGAGCAGCAGCAGAUGCAGAUGCCGCAGCAAGGCUUUAGAAGAGGAAUGCCAAUGCCACAGGGGCCUAUGCCGAGUCCUGUUCAGGGCGCUGCGUAUGCGCAGCAGAUGCCUGGCCAGAUGCCAGCGCAAGGUAUGUACACUGGUGGUCAGGGUCAAGAAGAGGCUGGCCACCUUGGCGCGAAACCCCGUCGUCGUUUGUGGAAUACUGGGCUUGAAGAUGACGACCUCGUUACCGUGAGCAAAGAUAGUACACCUAGUCCCACCGCAAGCACUCUCUUGAUCGAGUUUGAACUUGAGGAUAUUAAGCUGGCAACAGAGAUGAACGAGAAGUGGAUGAAGGAGUUCAGUGAUGCAGAGAGAGCGAAGAAGAUGAAGGAACUGCUGGAUGAAUGCACUGCCAAGAGGGAGGAGAGGGAAAGAGCAGCGGUGGAAGAAAUGAAGAGGAGAAUGGAGGAGGAUGACGAAGAGGAACAAUAUAAGGGAAAAGAAGGCCGUCCCAACAAGCAGCCCCGCGGCAUUGGCAAUUCGGGAAACUCUUGCUACAUGAAUAGCGCUUUGCAGAACCUCGUCCAUCUUCCAAAGUUCUGCAACUGGAUAAAGCAGCAUAACGACGCAGCGCUGGGCGCGGAUUGGCCUUGUCGCGCAAACGAUCCGAAUCGCCAUCUCCCAGUGAGCCAAGCGAAGGAUCAGGUGCUCGUUAAGAUGGGAGAAGACAUUAAGCAAUGUGUGGCUUGCCUAGUAAAGGCUUUUGUCCUGGACUACUGGUCGGACGCGCGGGAUAAUGCGAAUCUCAUCAAGUUCCCCCACACACGUCCUAGUGUCAAAGCGUUGAACGCCAUGGCUAGACGCUGGUUCACUGAGCCCCCCAGCUCCUCUGGACUUACUAAAGCGCAGGGAGAAUCAAAGAUUGCUUUCAUGAAUCGAAGGCUUAACAACGAGUCCCGCAAUGACCGCAUUGGGCGCAUGAGAAACGCUGCUGGCCAGCAAGAUUCUGAUGAGUUCUUGAUGAGGUUGCUAAAUGCGUGUAAAGACAGUAUCGAUCCUGGUAAUCACCAACGACUGGACGAGUUCAACUACCUCUUCACUCUGACCCGGCAUGAAGAAAUGCGGUGUACACAUGGCAGUUGUACCCACCUCCACUCCAUCGACAACUACGACAUCACCAAAGACCUUGGCUUCUCAAACGUCAUGAUUGCAAAGAAUGGCCAUAAUCAUCCUGAUCUGCAAACUGCCCUGGUAAACUCGACAUGGCUGGACAUCGAAGAUAUGCCGGUAACAUGCGGAGCCUGCAAUCAUACGGGAGAUGUCAAGAAGUUCAAAACGAUCGAAACUGCACCCGAGUAUCUUCGGAUUAAUCUGGAACUAAACACUUUCGACAAGAAUGGAGACCAAGUAUUCGACAAGGAUGACCAAAGUCUGCCGAUCAAGAAUACACAUCCCAUCAUCAUUCCCAACGAGCUCGACCUCACUGCGCACGUUAGUCCUCCGUCUUCACAGCUCCGAUACAAGCUCAUUGGCAAGAUCGUUCACUCCGGUAACCUCACACGAGCGGGUCAUUACACUGCAUGUGUGACAACCUGUCCUCGAAAAGGCAGACAGAAGAAGGACAGUCCACUACCAAUAAAACACUACUUUAUCAAUGACGAUCACCCUCUCUUCCCUUUUCCAGGAAACGACAUACACCCGCUCACUCAUAAUCCGGAGACCCAAGGUGACACCGAUUUUGAGGCCUCGACUCUGAUAUACGAAAGAUUACCCAACAAACCAGGGCCAGUUGCUGAGCUGUAUGAGCCACCUGAGAGAACUGGCGUUUUCGGGGUCGUAUGGAGGAAGGGGAAGAAGGAAGGGAAUCAGGGUGAGAAGAGAAAGAGUGAUGAGAUAGAAGAUGAGAAGGUCGAGGAGAAAAAUACCAAGGAGACAGAUGAAAGUAAGGGCAAGAAGGAGGCAUCUGAUUUGCAAAGUCAGGAGCAGAAACCGAAGAAACGGUCAAAGACUUCCGAAUCUACUGAUCAAAGCUCUUGGGAUACCCUCCGUCAGGCUUACAAACUGACAAAGAUCCCCGGACCUCUGGACCAGCGCAUUUGGACUGCCCAUAGUCAGCUCGAUGGUUUGUCGAAAACCCACUCCUAG